AUGAGUGCAAAAAUAAUAGGUGUUGAGCAAGACCAACAAUUUUCUGAUGAUGACAAGGAUCAAAAAGUUGACAUCAACUCACUGGAUUACGACUCAUUAGCAGAAAUCUUCAUGUUGCUGUCAAUACCAGAAAGGAUAGACAUGGAAAAAGUUUGUGUCAAAUGGAAAGGGGCAUGUCAACGAGCUUGGUAUGACACUAAAAAAUACAAAUGUGAAUCAUCAAUUGAACGUUCAUAUAAUAACCAACAUAUUAACCUAUCGCUGUACAUGGACUUUAGUGAAUCAUAUGAAACUACAACUGACAAAGUACUCUAUACUAUUUUUUCUACAUGUAAAAAUCUAAAACAUCUUGAUAUUGCACGUGGUCCUUAUGAUGUAGCUAAAAUUCCUCUCAAAAAAUGGAUAAACUUACAGAACUUACAAUAUCUUGCUAUUCCUUGUAUUAUAACGCCUGACUUAGCAAGUACAAUUGUUCAAUAUUGCAAGAAUUUGAAAGGCUUGAGGAUACAUAGUCUUCAUCAAAUUAUGAAUGAUGCUGCUUUGAAAAAGUUAACAGAGUUGGAAAAUCUUGAAUGUUUAUCAUUGCUUGGUUGCGUUAUACUAAAAGAGGAAUCAAUAAUCGCAAUUUCAAACAAUUGUAAAAAACUUAAACGUUUAGAUAUUCCUUCUGGUUCUAUUUAUGAUGACCCUCCUUCUUCCCCGUCUGUUUUUGAUGAGAUAUCAAAAUUGCAAUAUCUUGAACAUCUAAACUUGUAUUCGGUAAGAAGUCUCAAAAAGAGUACAAUUAUUGCUAUUGCUAAUAAUUGUAAAAAUCUAAAAAGUUUAGAAAUCGCAGACUGCAAAGCUAUUACUGAAAAAGCUCUUGUUGCUUUAACAAAGUUGGAAAAUUUACAAAAACUAGAUGUAAGUUUUCUUGAUAUUACAGACAGCUUCAUUAGUAAAUUAAAAGGAUUGAAAGAAUUGGAUUGUGCUCAUUGCAAGAAACUUACUGAAGCUGGUAUCAUUCAAUUUAUAAAAAAUAAUCCAGAUCUUGAAGAGAUUAGUGUCGAUGAAAUUCUUGGUUGCAAUGAAGUACCAUUUGCUGUUCUUGAUGAGUUAUCAAAAUUACAAUAUCUUGAACAUCUCAAUUUGUGUGGGCUAUUAAAUCUUAGAAGUGGUACAAUUACCGCUAUUGCUAACAAUUGUAAAUACCUGAAGAGUUUAAGAAUCCGAGGUUGCAGUCCUAUUACUGAAACAGCUCUCGUUGCUUUAACAGAGUUGGAAAAUUUAGAAAAACUAGAUGUAAGCUUUCUUGAUAUUACAGACAGCUUCAUUAGUAAAUUGAAAGGAUUAAAAGCAUUCCAGUGUACUCAUUGCAAGAAACUUACUAAUGAUGGUAUCAUUCAACUUAUAAAAAAUAACCCAGAUCUUAAAAGGAUUGAUGUCCGUUGUAUAGAUAAUAUUACAUAUAAUGACUUGGUUAAUGCUGCUAAUCAGGCAGUCAAAAAUCGUACAAAUGGUGUUAUUUUACACAUUAAAAUAUCUAUUCCGUUAACAAUCCAAGCUUCUGAGACAAUCAUUAAAUCUCAAUGGUUGGUUGUUGAAUAG
Messenger RNA from Aphidius gifuensis, 1587 nucleotides. Its product is annotated as F-box/LRR-repeat protein 2-like. Lineage: Eukaryota; Metazoa; Arthropoda; Insecta; Hymenoptera; Braconidae. The record is from RefSeq and is a predicted model, not a curated record. The coding region runs from base 1 to 1587 and encodes 528 amino acids. Gene Ontology annotation, cellular component: SCF ubiquitin ligase complex. Gene Ontology annotation, biological process: SCF-dependent proteasomal ubiquitin-dependent protein catabolic process. The transcript is spliced from 4 exons.